UAUAUUUUAACUCUAACUUUCAGAUUUUGAAAUGGAUUUAUCAUCCCUGGUUAUUGUUCUGUUAACUAUCUUGGACACAGUAAUUGGAUUGGAAUGUUCUAAAUGUACUCACGUGGUUAUAAAGAACGUCCCUUCAAUUCUCUCUUCAUUUCUCAAAAGCACUGCAUUACCCCAAAGUCCUCAAUGUGCCAGCACCCCUCCAGGACAAACAGCCAAUGGCGUGAGUUUGGUCAAGUGUCCCAGUAAUCCAACGUCAGGACAGGUGUACAAGUGUGUGACCUACACUGGUACCGUUACCGUGAAAAUUGGCGUACUCAUCACCGUCAGUGUAAAUGCUGAUAUAGUAUACCGUGACUGUGUUCUGAUGGACCCAGCAGUCCCUGCUUCAUGCGCCCCACAGAACAACAUUCCUGCUGAUAACGCAGUACUGAAAUCCGUGUUGUCCGGCCUAGCAAAUAUCAAUGCUGUCACCUUCGAAGGUACCAGAUGCGUAGCAGCAACAGCAACACAUCUGAGUGACAACAGAAUUGUCCUUUACACGUUCAUACUUUUAAUCUCUAAAUAUCUAUAUCAUCUCUAAUUAUAAGAAUCGAAUCGAUCAUAGUUAUCCCUUUUAUCCAAGGUAUAUCAUGUGCAUAGUUAUUAAAAUAGAUCAUAAUUACCCCCUUCAUCCAGGAGAUAUCAUAAACCGAAUAUUUUUUUCAUAUUUCCCGCUUUGACUUUUGUUGAUAUGUAAACCAGGGGUCAUAAUUUUACACUAUCUUUUCAUGCUUUUCAGGCUUUUUUCCAUACACAUGUGUUUCAUACUUGGAUAUUUUACUUGAAAAAGACGUUAAUGGUAAUUUAACAACCUAGCAAUAUGAUAAACGUAAUGACUUUAACCUUACUAUCGUCAACUUCUCUUACUUAUGCAGCAAUAUUCCUUCAUCAUCUGCAUACGGGGUGUAUAAUUAUAUCUCAGUUGAUUCGAUACGCAAGAGCAUGCUCUACGUAUGAACAAUUUUUAAAACGAGGUAAAUUAUUGACAAGAAAAUUGAUGAAACAAGAACAUCAGCAGUCUCGUUGAAAGUCAUCAUUUCGUAAGUUCUAUGGUCGAUAGAAUGACCUUUUCAGCAAAUACAAUUUAUUAUUGAGUCAAAUGCUGACUGACGUUUUUUAUACUAAUUGUUAGUCCAUCACUAAUACACUGAAUUGACGACGGUUUUAUAUUGUUAUUUCCCGACCAUGACAGGGAGAACACGGCGGGUGUGACCGGUCAGCAGGGGAUGCUGACUCCUCCAUGGCACCUGAUCCCACCUCUGAUGUUUCGGAGGACGGUGUUUGCUCUGCUCCUAUUUUGUAUUGUUUUU
Molecule: messenger RNA, 1349 nt
Organism: Saccostrea cuccullata (small rock oyster)
Lineage: Eukaryota; Metazoa; Mollusca; Bivalvia; Ostreida; Ostreidae
Exons: 4
Coding region: 32-580 (182 amino acids)
Source: RefSeq, a predicted model, not a curated record